Molecule: messenger RNA, 930 nt
Organism: Ixodes scapularis (black-legged tick)
Lineage: Eukaryota; Metazoa; Arthropoda; Arachnida; Ixodida; Ixodidae
Exons: 6
Coding region: 1-930 (309 amino acids)
Biological process (GO): symbiont-mediated perturbation of host defenses
Molecular function (GO): amine binding
Source: RefSeq, a predicted model, not a curated record
AUGGGUCUGAAGUACGCAGCUUUGUUAGCUUGUAUCGCUACCACUAGUGCCUGGAAGGCACAAAUGACCGUAAGAUAUCUGGAAAACAACGUCUGGCUUAACGAAGAUAGAUGUGGAAAUCUCCAAAACGCCUGGAAGGCUCUUGAACGAAAUGAUACAUAUGUACUGCUGUUUCGUUCAAAGGAUUACGAACCAAAUAUCACUUGUGUGAAAGUAAAAUCAACUGUAUAUAACGAAACGCUAAAAAUUGCCAAUUACACGAGAACAUAUAUCAACAUGACUUCAGGCAAUCAGACGACUUUAGAAUACCAAGUCAGAGCAUUAAAGCAAUUCGACUACGGCAAAGAAAAUGUAAUACGUGCAGGCUUGAAGGGAAGCGCUCCAAGUGCGACCCCUAGACCUUUGGGGAGUAACAUGUACAUACAGUAUGGCGACUACUCCUGUAACACAUCAAGCAAACCCAUCUGGCAAAUGUUGAGUGACGGAACUUCUGAGGAUAAAGAUAAACCGAAAACCACCACACCAGUGGAAGGACAAGAUUAUCUUGACUUCUACGAGGUGUACAACCAACCAAUUUGCAACAUUCUCAGGUCUCCCCAUCUUCAAGGAGGAUGCGACCUCUGGCUAAACCAAUCAGUGUUGGCAGAUGUUCUGCAAAGCGCCGACAAUUUAACACAGUAUAUUGAUGCAACAGCACCGAAAGAAAGAAAUGCUGAAGGACGUAAUGGCAAUGAAAGUAAAGGCAAUAAGGAGAUUAACAACGAUGAGGAAAAAAGAAAUAAGGCAAAAAAGUUUGCAGCAGCAGUAUUUAAAAGCCUCCCCAGAGCCUGCCGCUUAGCCUUCAUAGCAGCAUGUGGAGAUCCACAGUUUAUGAUGUACGAUAAGGACGCAUGUAAAGCACAAAUUGAGGAGCCUACACCGAGUCAAUAA